CUGGGACUCACCAGUCCUCACAUCUCCCUAAAAAGGUUUUUCACUCUCCAAUCGGUUGAGAAGGGGGCAUCACUUCUCAAGACAACCCCAGUAGGACCAGACCAGAGAAGGGAACAGGAGAGAAGAAGGAACAGGAGGACCUGGGGCUUUGCAGACACUCAAAGUAACUGCCCAGAAAGUACAGCUGCCCCCCAACCCCCCAUCCCCAAACACCCCCAAAAUCACAGUCUAAUGGCUUUAUAACAAAGUGCAAUCCCUCCAGGGUUUCUGCCCUAUCAUUCUCCUUUUUGCAUUCCAAGAUUUGAAUUGAGGACCCCUGAAAUCCUAAGGAAUUGGCCUCACGGUGGUGGAGGUAAUGAGCAUGGAUACACAUACGAGAUGGAAAAGGAGAACUUGGAGAAAAGACUUGUCCCUUCUUGUAGCACUAAGCUUUAUAUGUUCCCAGUGCCAUGCAGGUCAACCAGCAGAUGUUUUGAAGGUAUUAGAUUUUCACAAUUUACCUGACGGAGUAAAAAAAACGACAGGGUUCUGUGCGCUGAGAAAAUCAUCAAAGGGACCAGACGUAGCGUACAGGGUGACCAAGCACGCGCAGCUCAGCGCGCCGACCAAGCAGCUGUUCCCAGAUACCCCAUUUCCUGAAGACUUUUCCAUAUUGAUAACUGUGAAACCUAAAAAGGGAAGCCAAUCGUUCCUGAUGUCCAUUUACAACGAACAAGGCAUCCAGCAAAUUGGAGUAGAGCUCGGCAGGUCGCCCGUGUUUUUAUUUGAAGAUCAUUUGGGAAAGCCCGGCCCCGAGGAUUACCCGCUCUUCAGUGGCAUUAACCUUUCCGAUGGCAAGUGGCACCGGAUAGCAAUCAGCGUACACAAGAAACAAGUCACUCUGGUCCUGGACUGUAAGAAGCGAGCGCAGAAAGCGCUUGAGCGCAGCGACCACUCCAUCAUCGACACCAAUGGCAUCAUAGUGUUUGGAACCAGAAUCUUGGACGAGGAAGUGUUUGAG
Messenger RNA from Pseudophryne corroboree (corroboree frog), 1000 nucleotides. Its product is annotated as collagen alpha-1(V) chain-like. The annotation marks the transcript as partial. The transcript has 4 exons. The record is from RefSeq and is a predicted model, not a curated record. Lineage: Eukaryota; Metazoa; Chordata; Amphibia; Anura; Myobatrachidae.